Homalodisca vitripennis (glassy-winged sharpshooter) is the source of this 2262-nucleotide messenger RNA. RefSeq names its product mucin-3A-like. Gene Ontology annotation, molecular function: metalloendopeptidase activity. The record is from RefSeq and is a predicted model, not a curated record. NCBI's taxonomy places the organism in Eukaryota, Metazoa, Arthropoda, Insecta, Hemiptera, Cicadellidae. The coding region runs from base 82 to 2262 and encodes 726 amino acids. The transcript is spliced from 5 exons. Gene Ontology annotation, biological process: protein processing. Gene Ontology annotation, cellular component: plasma membrane.
AAGACAAUGCGGUUAGCAACCUGCGGGAUAUCCUGUGGUUAUCCACUUCCUUUAAUAUGAAGGAGAUGACCAGUGUCAGAGAUGAAGCAGAGGUAUCAAGUCCAACCUCAGUCCGAGACUCCUCAGCAGGAAGAUGCAUCCUUCAGGGUGUGCCUAUGUACCAUGCUGGUGAUUCUGGCGUUGUUCGGACUCACGUCUUUCUUCCUCUGGUUGUCCAUCGACCCUCAGAGAGGUCCAGACAAGGGUUCUGGAGAUAAUACUGCUGCUGGCUCUUCAUAUAUGCAUGGCCACGUGAAGCAAGACCCGACAACAACCAAAGCUGAUCCAUCUUUAGAUACAGAAAAAGUGCAAACUCAUAUUAUUCAUAAUAAAAAAGUAGUGACAAACCAUCCUUCAACUGGUCAAGUAAUUGAGUCAUCCACUACAACUACUUCUGUGUCAAAUACAAAAAUAAGUGCUGAAACAAAACAGGCCCAAACUAUAACAUCUCAUUCUCCAUCAGAAGUCACCACCGAAGCCCCUAUUGUCACCAUAAUAAACAAGACUCCGACAUUUAAAUCUACAACAGUUGAAGAAACUGAGUCAUCAACUGGUUACUACAGCAACAAUCCAGUGACUUGGAACUCGGAGGGAAUUUAUGUUGAUGAUAAUGUAACAGAAGAAACUAAUGAAUCAUCAACUACCUCUUAUACCAAUGAUCCAGUUAUAUUCAACUCAAAUCAAUCUUAUUUCAAUAACACAUCUCCUGUAGAAUCAACUGAGACAACUAGUUAUUAUAGUGGCAAUCCAGUAGCAUGGAAUCCUGGCUCACCAUAUUUUGAAAAUACAACAUCUGUUAGUGAAAGUAAUCUUAAAGUUACAACAGAAAGCUCAACUGAAAGUUUUUCCCAACUCAAUUUGACUGGUAUCUCUCAGAAAACUGAAGACAGUAGUGUAAUUUCAUCAACAAUUACCACAACUGAAGUUCAAUAUAUUCAAAACAACAGUUCAAUAGACAAAAUCAAUAAACUGGUCACGGAGUUUGAAGUCAAAACAUUUUCAACAACUGAAAAUGAUGUUGAUGAGAAUAUUAUGAAAUCUAAAAGACUUCCCUUUGAGACUACUACUGAAGAAGUUUCUUCCACUGUAACACCAGGUUCAAUCUCAAAUACUGUAACUAAUGAAUCAAAUAUAACAGAAUUAACUUCCACACAUAGUACUAUCACAAACUCUUCUGUAGAUGAUACUGCAGCUAAUGAAUCAGAUAUAACAGAAUCAACUUCCACACAUAGUACUUCCACAGAAUCUUCUGUAGAAAAAGCUGAAACUGUAACAGAAGAAACUGCUACCUCAGCUUUGAGUAAAAAUUUAACAGAGAACACUGAUUAUGAAGAAUAUACCCCACAAGACAGUUCUACAUCCUCAGAAGCAGUGUCCAUGAGAGAAACAUCUACAGCUCAAACACCAGGUUCAACCUCAAAUACUGUAACUAAUGAAUCAAAUAUAACAGAAUUAACUUCCACACAUAGUACUAUCACAAACUCUUCUGUAGAUGAUACUGCAGCUAAUGAAUCAGAUAUAACAGAAUCAACUUCCACACAUAGUACUUCCACAGAAUCUUCUGUAGAAAAAGCUGAAACUGUAACAGAAGAAACUGCUACCUCAGCUUUGAGUAAAAAUUUAACAGAGAACACUGAUUAUGAAGAAUAUACCUCACAAGACAGUUCUACAUCCUCAGAAGCAGUGUUCAUGAGAGAAACAUCUACAGCUCGGACUUGUUGUAUUCCUGCUGCACCUGCAUGUCCAGUCUGCCCAACCCUGCAGAAUCCGACUACAACUACUGUCACAGAGACUACACCUGCAACAGUGGACAAAGUGUGUGAAACCAAAGAGUGCUACGCCACUGCCGGACGGAUGUUGUCGUUGGUGGAUGUUACAGUGGAUCCUUGUAAGGACUUCUACUCUUACGCUUGUGGUGGAAUAUUGGAUAAUCCAACUGUUCUGGAAGAAGAUCCUGAAAUUGAUGUGUGGGACAGAAUCAAAAAAGCUGUAAAGGCCAUAUCGCCUCUCAGUCCAGCGUCUCAUCAGAAGUUAAAGAACUACUACGAGGGGUGUGUUCAUUAUGACAAACUUAUCUCAGAAGAGGAAAGAAAAAUAGAAGGUCGUAACAUAUUGGACGAUUUAGCGUUGUUUUUGAACGCUACAAGCGAUAUUGAGAAUAACUUCACACAACUUCUCAUCAAUCUGUUUAAACUGCUUUUGAUAUUUCUGAAUGUGACAUAA